UUUUCUAGAAAUGCAGUACUAUCCUGUGGAUGGUUUAGAUGUUGAAUAUGAUGUCUUAGAAAAGGCAACAGAGGCCUACUGUUCAAGCCUUGAUGAGAAGGAUGCCAACAGUUCAGAUACACUAACCAUUUCUAAUGGCAAACAGGUUAGAAUUCCAGAAUCCAAAACUGCUUUUCUUAAUUUAUUUGGUGGCGACUCAAAACAUAAAGUCCUGGCAUUAGAAGACAAGUGUGACUCAAACACAGUUUUGGCACUAUACCUAAAUAAAUCUUGGUGGUCAGUGGAAGAUGUUUUGAAGACUUCUGAUAGUUCCAGACAUGGGCUGGUACAAGUCAAGUCUUUAGGUGAAAGGAUUGUCCUUUAUGUGCUAAAUAUGAUUUGCGGAAGAAUGUCAGAGGUAUCCCCCACUUCAGAUACCUUCUUCCAUGCCCAUGGCCCAGAAGAAUAUGCUAAGAUAUUCUGGGAGGAUGGAGAAGCAGUUGGGUUCUAUACAGUCAAGAGGAAAGGUAGCCUGUGUGACAACUGCACCUGCCAGUGUUAUCAGAUCUCUGUGCUGGAUACAAUAUUUGUUAGAAAAAAGCACCGAAGAAAAGGUUUUGGAAUAAGGAUGUUGCAAGACUUUUGUCACACAUUUGCUGCUGAAGAAGAGCUAGGAAUCAGUAGUCCUAUCUCUCCAGUAAUGUAUCAAGUUUGUAGUAAAUUCUUGCAGUGCCAUCCUGAGAUGCAGAAUAUUUUAUGGGAAGUCGAAGCACCAGGAGACUGGAGUCAACGGAACAGCAUUUGGUUACAGAUUCAGCUGGAGCAUGCUUUGCCCGUUUGUAGUUUGGCUCAUGAUAAAACAGAAGAAAAAGAAGACUGCCAGUUAGACAGCACACCUGAAAGAAAUAAGCGACAAAAUGAAAAGAACAGGCUUUUAAUCGAAGAAGGCUACUCUAUGCAAGAUUAUAAUGAAGCAGCAGAAGCUAAAGGAAGAUGUGUGAGUAGAACCUUUGAAAGGCCAUUGAGUAAUGCACAAAACAGCUUUAAAGACUCUGCAGUUGAUAUCCAAGGAAGCAAAAUGCCAAACAAGAGAAAGUACAUUGUAGACAUGCCAGCAGAAGGCAGCACUGUAAAACACAGCAAGCCUAGUCUGUAACUCAGUACUUGUCUUAAAAGGAGUUGUAACAAGCCACAUAUUCUGUUUUGUUAGUAAUUUUCAUCACUAAGAAAGAGUAAGAAUGAGUUAAAAGUAGAGAGAGAAAUUAUUUCAUUUUUCAUUUACUUAGAAAAUAAACUGGUCUUUGUUUUGGAAGGGGGUAUUGGGCAGUGGCUUAAAGAUACAGAUACAAAUCAGGAGAGAACAUUUCAUGCCCCAAUUAUGUUCAGGAUCGAGUCAGAGAUUAGGUCAUCAACUCCUUUGGUGCUAUACUUACAGAAAUAGGUACACACAGUUUGUUAUAAUUAUGUCUACUAUCUAGGCGUGCUUAGAUAAACCAGUAUAGAAAGGAAAACCGUGUAGUUCAUAAAAAGAUGAAAUAAAAUCCGUACUUAUACUUGAUUUGGCUGUAGAUCAGGGGGGAUGUAAAAGAUACCACAGUGCUUAUCAAAGAGAAGGGUAAUUUCCCAAGUAAUCUGGCCAAGUUUUUCCCAGUCAGUAUGAAUACUGUCUCAGGUCUCCCCGGAAAUAAUUUGCAGCUGCAGGACUAACCUGGUCAGCAGAGAGUAAAUAGAAAAAUAAAAUAACACAUAACACAAAGUGGAUGUAACUGCUGUAUAUGUUUGUUUAAAAUUGAUUGUACUGGAGAGGUACUUUAAAAGCACUGUGACAGACAGGUAUUGAAGGGAUAUAUGGAGGAGAAGAUAUACUCAUAUUUUGCAGUGCCUUGAAAAGUUCAGCAUCAUGAUUGACUAUCCUCUUUCUCUAACUGUAAAAUCAUGUUUCACUUUUGAAAAAGAUGCUUUCAAUUCAAAUCUAGUCCUCCACAUGUUCACCAACUCAUAGUUAAGUGCUGUCUGAAAGCAUAAUUUGUUUGUGGCUGCAGAAGUUUUAUUAUUAUCUUUUAUGGUUUAUAUUUUUAAUGUUCAUAUUUUUGUUAGGGUGGUAGGGUACAGGAAACUUUUUCUAUAAUGUUAAUAAAAUAAGUGAGAAUUCAAGAAUUCGCAUUGUAUUUAUUUAUUUAUAAUUAAGACCUUAUUCUAUAAUCCCAGUGAACUAAUGUUGGAUAUUCCUAUGGUAGUGUUUACUAAUGGAGAUGGAUAUAUAGUCACACUCCUUUCAGCGUGCAACCAAAGUGCACUGCAUUCCAUCAGUAAUACUACUGUAGAAUAUACACUGAAAUGUCUUGCUCCUGAAAUAAUUCAUAUAGCUAUGGACAAUGAUUUUGAAGGAAACUAAUUGUGUCUAGAGUUUAGAGGAACUUGUACUUUGCUAAGUGCCUGGAGUUUUUAUUAUUAUUUUUUUUAUUAUUAUUUUAUUCCUUUGUUACAGUCUUUGUCCCAUUGCUUGGUGAUCAUCAGUCCCCUCUUGGCCAAAUGACCCACUCUUUCCCUUAUCACUGAGAGUGAGAGUUAACUGAGAGGGAUCAUUGUGUAGGCAACCAUCAGGGAUAGUUUGAGGGUUUUUCGCAUAAGCCCUAUUCCCCUGUGCAUGCUACAGUAGGCUGAUUGCACUGCUCAUCCCACAAUUCUAGUGGAGCAUUGCCAGUAAAUAACCCUGCUCCCCCAUCCUCAAGCAUCAGAUGUAGUUUCACUGAUUGCCACUGAAGAAAACAUAACCCAGUAUGUUCAUUGAGUACCUGUAACUCAGCCGCCCCAACACAAGGAGAUGUGAGCACGUCAUACCUUUUUACUCCUCACCAUCCCUGCCUGACUCCUUCAGUGAAGGGGCUGCUAAUCAAAGCCCGGUCAUCUGCAUCAUGGUCAGCACUCCAUCCCUGUGUAUCACAGAACUAGACAUGUCUCUGUAGAUAUCUUCCUUCCUCCUCAACAGCUGUAAAGGUACUAUCAAAUGGACAGGAGGUACAUUAUUUCAAUUUGUGGCCUUUUAACAGUCUGGGCCAGUAUCACAAUGAUUCUUAAGUACUAUACCAGACUGAAAUAGUUCAUUGGUUCACAGAUUAGUACUAGAUUAACUGCCCUUAUGGACCACUUUAAGCCUAGCUAAUUACCUCAUGUGAAAAUCAAACCCUACACCUUUAAUCUGUAAGGAAUUAUGCCAACCUCCUACCCAAAUUAAAUGCUAAUUUCCCUUUCAUGUAUUCAAACCCUGGACCUACUGCACAUGAAGCCGUCACUUUCCCCAUUUAGCUAAGUGGACAUUAAUUAAGUUUAUGGUGUGUCUAUGUUUAUGGCAUGUUGUAGGAUUAGAUACUGUAGACUUAGAUGCUAAUCUUCCCAAGAUGGACAACAGGCACUGACUAAGGAAGUUGCCUUGUGCAGAUGGCAAAAUUAACUAAUCCACAAAUGUUUCUCUUCCACACAUUUCUUAUAACUAUAUUUUUUCCCAUUGUGGAACAGUAUAAAUUGUAUAUGCCACGUUUGCUGUGGAAAGAUGGACCAUUUUCAUUUUUCUUCCAUAAAAAAUAUGAUAUCAUCUAACUAGGAGUAGGAAUGUAUGGCUGCCUGUUCUUUAACCAUAAUUUUUUACUACAGGGAGGGCUUGUUAGAAAGUUAUGGACUGCAACUGUUUGAUAUAUAAAUCAAAAUUAUAUUUACUUGAAAUGUAUGAAAAAACUGUGAAGCUUCCAAAGGAAGGUAUGUGAUGGUCACAGAUAUCUGCAAAUAUUAAUUCAAAGGAUUAUUUGUAUACAGAUAAUGUAAAUAUUGUGAAUAAAAUAGUUAAUCAGU
Protopterus annectens (West African lungfish) is the source of this 3825-nucleotide messenger RNA. Its product is annotated as protein FAM169B-like. NCBI's taxonomy places the organism in Eukaryota, Metazoa, Chordata, Ceratodontiformes, Protopteridae. The transcript is spliced from 8 exons. The record is from RefSeq and is a predicted model, not a curated record. Bases 11 to 1135 code for a protein of 374 amino acids. Gene Ontology annotation, molecular function: acyltransferase activity, transferring groups other than amino-acyl groups.